Pantherophis guttatus is the source of this 4651-nucleotide messenger RNA. RefSeq names its product SH3 domain and tetratricopeptide repeats 1 (gene SH3TC1). Gene Ontology annotation, molecular function: protein binding. The record is from RefSeq and is a predicted model, not a curated record. NCBI's taxonomy places the organism in Eukaryota, Metazoa, Chordata, Lepidosauria, Squamata, Colubridae.
CUGAGGGGCAGCAGCUGGGUUAGGCGCAGGGAAGCACAGAACUGCCCGUCUCUGUCCGGCAACCACGCCAAGCAAGCAUUCCUCCCAUGGCAACCAACGGGCAGGCAGGAACCUUGGUCCAUGCUGGUCCUUUUCUUUCCAACUUCAUCCUCGUAGCUGCAGAGGUUCUGCUGCUCUGGGAAAGUCUUCUGAUCCCAGGCAGGUCUCCCAUCUUCUUAGAAAAGAAAUCAAGAGGCAGCCUCGGCAGACACAUUCCUCAGGAUCCAGGGUCUCUCUUUCGGUAGAGCUGGUGUCCAGGUUUGCUCCUUCAUCAGAUCCAUCAGAAACGGAGAUCUGGCCAUGGGGGUUGUGCAGAACUGCUAAACGGGAAUGAAGAAGGGGAACUCCCUUUCCUAUUCAAUGGAUGAAUUCCAGGCCUUGUGCGACCGGAUGUUUCUGCUGCCCGUCUAGAAAACAUGGAGCCCUCGAGGGAAGCAGCAGCAGAAGCCGACAGGAGCCCAGAAGCCACCGCGUCUGACGUUGCCCCCCAGGAAAAGCCUCCCCUCAGCUCUCCCCUUGACCCUGGAGCAGGGCAGACCCCAAGCUGGGCAGAAGAAGAACCUCCUGAGCUCCUGGGACAGUGGGACCCCAGCCAGAUGUGUCCACCAGCCCACUCAAAUGUCCUGCCAACUCCUGCAGGGAAGGAGGGGGCUACACUACAGCAGCCGCAAAAAGCUCUCUUCCUGAAGAUAACCCUGAUCAGACGAAGGACGGGCCUUCCCGAUUCUCAGCUGCAGGAGCAUCUGCAGGGAAGACUCCGUCUCCUGGAGAAUGACAGCCAGCGGGCCGUGGCGGUUUUUAGUGAGUUGUCGGCCAGAUUGCUGUCCAUCCACAGUGAAGGCCAUCUCAUCGCCAUCACAUUUUGGACCUUGGAGGAAAUCUGGAAGUUUAUAACUUACUAUUCUCUUGGUUUUUUAAAUCCCUGCCUGGAGACUCUGUUGCUGGAUGACUCUUUGUGGCUCUCUUCACCAGAAGAAGCUGCUGGAAUUGAGGUCCUCUUAGAUGAAAAUUGUCUCCAUCGGAUCUACAGAGGACUCUUAAUUCAAGAAGGUGCCUAUUUUGGGUUUUGUCCUGAGAACGUUGAUGCAGCCAAUCCAAGCCAGGUGGAAUCGGCAGCUCCAGAGCAAGUCCGGAACGGCCACCCCACAGAUGUCUUGGAGCCCCCGGUGCCUUUCCAUCAAUGGUUUCUGAAAGCAAACGCAGCAUCUGAUGGGUUGGCCUGCAUAACUGCACUUCCAGUCACAGAUCAAGCGGCCACAGGAUUAUCUAUCGCAGUCGUCAGCCACGAGAGUGCUGUGCCAGACGAGAUCAGUUUCCAAAACGGAGAUAAAAUUGAAAUCAUUGGCUAUUUCGUGAAAUGCAUGCCUUGGUUUGUGGGAAGGCAUCUCUCUUCGGGCCAGGUUGGCUUUGUGCAGAGCAGCUGUGUGGAGCCCGAGGGCUUCUUGGCCAUGGCCACAGAACUUCCAUACAUGGAUUUCUUCCGGGAAGAUGGUGACUCCUUCAUGAAAGAAGAAUCCCUCUUGGAUAACCUGAUCAGGCUCUUGGCACACGGUUCCCAGGAGAGCAUUUGCAGCGUUUAUCAAAUUGAUGCACAGAAUGACGUGGGCCUUCAGAAACCUCGCGAGGAAGAAAUGCCCCCUUCCUUCUUUAAUGGAAAGGAGAGUCCAACUCCAUGCAGAGCAGUGAGGUCACUAAUGAAGAUGAAGGACUUUCAGCCGACUGAAGAUAAGCAGCAGCUGCCCACUUGCCACAGGCAGGAGCCCCCCCUUUUGCAGAAGCCAUGUUUCUCCAUGCGCCAGGAUGGUACUUUGGGGCCAGAAAUUCCUGAUUCGUUACUGUCGUUUUUGAAUCAGGAAGGCUAUGAAGAUGGCUUCGGGGGCCUGUACGACCCUCCAUUGUCCUUCCUGAAGACGUCCAUCCAUGGCGAUGCCACAGAGGAAGAGCUGAUGGAUUACUUGGCUCGAGCUCGGGCGGUGGCCAGACAAGCCGACCUGCCCUGGGCCACGACGCGGCUGUGCUACCUGCUGGGAAGAAUGAGUCUCCGAAGGUUCAAGCUGUCUCAGGCUCGGGUGUAUUUUGAAGAAGCCCUGGCAACCCUGCGGGGGGAUUUUCGUGACCUCCACUUGGUAGCCACUCUUUACACCCAUCUAACAGGCAUUUACCUGAAACAGAAGAACGUGGAGAAAAGCGCUUCUUUCCUUGACAAAGCUGCCUCCUUGCUGAUGGGCCUGGCCAGCGACACGGACGGUGCAGAGAUGGCCCUGGAGAUCUUGAAAUACGCCUUGAAAAGAGCCGUGCUCAGCCAGAGCAGAAACGCCGAGGCCAGGGCCUGCUUCCUGCUGGCAAAGCAUUGCCUGAGUUUCAAGCAGGGGCAGGAACCGGCCCCCUUCCUGGAAAGGCUGCAGCUGCUGCUGAAUACGGGCCAGGGGUUGCCCAGCGGCAGAGGGUCCGUGGACUGCUACUUGAAGCUUGGCCAACUCUACAGCCAGAAGUGCCUGCCCCGCCUUGCGCUCAGCUGCGCCAAGGUGGUGUUUUCCCGCAGCUCCUGUUCUCUGCUGGAGCAGUUCAGGACCAUCGAUUUGGUGUUAAGGAAUGCCUCUAAAGUCCACAGUCCCACACCUGGUGGACAAACACACCCCUCCCUCGUGGCCUUUUACCUCAGAGAACUGCUUCACGCGCUGGAAGGGAGCAGGGGCAGCCAGAAGCUGUGCAGCGUCAUUUACUACGAACUUUCUCAGCUGCACAGCCGUUACAAGCAGUACGAAGAAGCCAUCGGCUACAUGGAGGAGGUUCUAGAGCUGAACACGAGUAGGCGAGCGGUGGAAGACACCAUUAGCCACUUCAUUUUCCUCAGCUGGCUCUACAUCCUCCAUCAGCAGACUGACACGGCUCUGUGCAUUUUAAACGCAGUCGCAGAGUCCCCCUGGAGCACCCGCCAGCAGUUGGGUGUCAUCCAUAACAUGGCGGCCAUCAGUCUGAGACAGAGGAAUCAGCCCAGGCGAGCCGUGGAGAGCUACUUCAAAGCUCUGAGCAUUUCCAGAGAGACGGGCAGCGUGGCUAACGAGGCAGUGGCUUUGGCCAACCUGGGCAUCUUGUGCCUGCACUCGUCUGCCCAAAGCCUGGGGGAGCAUUUCUUGAUCAAAGCCAUCCAGCUCUUCUCCGAACUCUCCAGUGGAGAAUGUGGGGGGAACUUCGUGGCCAUCCUCCUCCGGCUGGGGCACCACUACACCCGUGGGGCUCAGAAGGAGAAGGGGAGGAAUUGCUAUGAGUGGGCCUUUCUGGUGGCGAUGGAACGCGAGGAUGUGGAAGGGCAACUCCAGGCUGUCCAGCACCUGUGUCAUUUCCACAGCACGGUUGUCCCAGAUCCAGCGCAGUGUGUCCUCUACAACGAAUAUCAGCUCACCCUGGUUAGGAAGAUGUCCGACAAGGUCAUGGAAGGGCAGGUGCUAGAGACCAUCAGCCAUCUCUACCUGUCUCUGGGAACAGAAAGGGCAUGCCGGUCUGCUCUGGACUACCUCAAGAGGAGCCUUGGGAUAUUCAUUGAUCUUCAAGCCAAAAAUAAGGAAGCUCAGGCCUGGCUCCAGGCAGGAAGGAUCUAUUAUGCACUGCGGGAGAAUGAAUUAGUUGACGUUUAUAUCCAGGUUGCUCACAACGUUGCUCUGAGUUCUCAGGACCCCAAUUUAGAAAUGGAAAUGCUUGAAGCCUCGGGAGACAUAUUUUUCAACGGAGACUGGGAAAAGGAAAAAGCAGCGCCCUUCUACAGGGACAAGGCUCUGCCACUUGCCACGAAGGCCAAAAACGGCAGCGCUGAACUUCGCCUCUUCAACAAGUUGGUUGGGUUGUUCUUGACCUUACAGAAGUAUGAAGAAUGUCUCGGAUACGCCCAGACGUCAUUAAUGCUCAGUGUCGAUUUAGGAGACCAGCUGAGUGAGCGAGUGGCCUACCACCGCCUGGCGGUCAUCCACCAUCACUUGGGGCAGUGUGAACUGGCCGAGCACUUCUUCCUCAAAGCCGUUUCCCUCUGCCCCUCCCCACUGGAGUUUGACGAGGAAGCCCUCUAUUAUGUCAAAGUGUACCUUCUCCUGGGAGACAUCACCUUCUACGACCUGAAGGAUCCUUUUGAUGCUGCAGGAUACUACAAUCUGGCACUGGCUGCUGCCAUGGAUUUGGGGAACAAGAAAGCGCAACUGAAGAUUUACACCAGACUUGCCAUAAUUUACCACAAUUUCCUUAUCGACCGAGAGAUGUCUCUCUUCUUCUAUCAAAAAGCCAGAGCCUUUGCCACGGAGCUAAAUAUUUGCAGAAUCAACCUCUCUCCAGACCAGCCUCCCAGGAGAAAAGUCCUGUGAGCCUCUCCUCUGGACACUGGCUGGAGGGCUUGCGAGGGACAGAGAGCAGCCCCCCUUUUUCUGGCACCUGAGUUUCUGAAGCACUCGGUAUCUCCUCCUCCUUCCCACCCAUUCCCCCCAAAAUAAGGACAAAGUCAAGAAAAGGGCAUCAGGGAUGAUCCUGGAAGGAGCUGGCUAUGAAACUACAGAACAGUUGAAGUCAGCAAACAGUGAUCAAGCUCAAAUGAAAGCAUUUAACCGAAAAUAAAUAUGAUAAAAUAAUA